Tarenaya hassleriana is the source of this 1034-nucleotide messenger RNA. RefSeq names its product glutathione S-transferase T1. The record is from RefSeq and is a predicted model, not a curated record. NCBI's taxonomy places the organism in Eukaryota, Viridiplantae, Streptophyta, Magnoliopsida, Brassicales, Cleomaceae. The transcript is spliced from 7 exons. The coding region runs from base 100 to 837 and encodes 245 amino acids.
GGCAUUUUCCCCCAGAUUAUUUUACCCCUAUCGAGUUGUGAUCCACAACAGAACCGCCAUAGCUGAAGCAAGAAGAAGAAGAAGAAGAAGAAGAAGAAGAUGAAGCUUAAAGUGUAUUCAGAUCGGAUGUCUCAGCCGUCUCGUGCGGUCAUCAUUUUCUGCAAGGUUAAUGGAAUCGAGUUCGAGGAGGUCGUGUUAUCCUUGGCGAAGCGUAAGCAUUUAUCCCCAGAAUUCAAAGAAAUUAACCCGAUGGGGAAGGUGCCGGCUAUUGUUGAUGGCAGAUUUAAGCUCUUCGAGAGUCACGCCAUCCUGAUCUACCUUUCAUCAGCAUUUCCUGGUAUCCCUGACCAUUGGUAUCCGAACGAUCUUUCCAAGAGGGCCAAGAUUCACUCGGUCUUGGAUUGGCACCACUCCAAUUUACGUGCUGGUGCAGCCGGAUAUGUUCUGAAUACCGUGCUAGCUCCAUCCCUCGGUCUUCCUUUGAACCCACGAGCAGCAGCUGAAGCCGAGAAGUUGCUAUCUAAGUCUCUGUCCAAGCUAGAGACUUUCUGGCUCAAGGGCAGUAAUAGCAAGUUCUUGCUCAGCAGCAACCAACCAUCCAUAGCUGAUCUGAGCCUUGUCUGUGAACUAAUGCAGCUGCAGGUUUUGGAGGAAAAAGAUCGACUUAGAUUGCUCGGUCCCUAUGAGAAAGUUCAGAAAUGGAUCGAGAAUACGAGAAACGUUACCAUGCCACACUUUGAUGAAGUUCAUGAGAUCCUUUUCAAAGCCAAAGAAAGAAUUCAGAAGCAAAGGGAGACUGGAACUGGCUCUAAGCAGGGACUCCGAUCUAAGAUGUAAAAACGUUAUACAUUUGGUUAUGCAUUCUAAUCAGAGGAAUUGAAUGAUUGAACUAUGCAAGUUUUCAGAUCAUGUUUGUGAACUAUAAACCUAGAAAAUUGGGAUCAAUUUGAACCAAACCGGGUUGGUUCGGUAUUGUGGUGAAGUUGUAAAACAAAAGCAAAGGAAAAGAAGGAAGCCAGUCCAUUGCUUUGGCA